Messenger RNA from Andrographis paniculata, 898 nucleotides. RefSeq lists its product as uncharacterized. The coding region runs from base 143 to 898 and encodes 251 amino acids. The record is from RefSeq and is a predicted model, not a curated record. Lineage: Eukaryota; Viridiplantae; Streptophyta; Magnoliopsida; Lamiales; Acanthaceae. The transcript has 4 exons.
CAAGUACCCUUCCCUUGAUCCUUUUCAUGUUUAGUUCCAAUUGUUGAGACAUUUGCAAAGGUUGUCCGAGUAAUAUUUACUUUCCAUUGUUUCAUCGAUGCAGACACACUUUGAGUAAUAUUUACUUUCCAUUGUUUCCUCGAUGCAGACACACUUUGUUAUAUGCAAGGGUCGCGAUGGAACUAUGAAUUCUAACGGCGAUGUGUUAAUUUUUCCAGACAUGAUCAGAUACAGGAAAUUAACACACUUUGAUGUCGACAAAUUCAUCAAGGAAGUGCUUGUAAAGCACGGCAAGUGGUUGCCGGGAAGCCCCAAGCCUCUUACUGGCUGGUACAUCUUUGUAUGCUGCCAUGGCAGUAGCCAUCGCCGAUGUGGUAUUUCUGGGCCAAAUGUUGUAAGAAAGUUCAAGAAAGAGAUAAAGUUGCGUGGCCUUACGGGAAAAAUAUCCGUUAGCCCAUGUUCGCAAAUCGGAGGCAAUUUAUACACGCCCGGAAAUGUUCUUAUUUUCGGACGCGAUAGCAAUAUGGAAGUCACAGGGCAUCGGUACGGUUAUGUUUUACCCGAACACGUACCUCUGUUGAUCGAUCGUCAUAUUCAGAAAGGAGAAAUCGUAAAUUUCUUAUGGAAGGGACGGAUUGGAUUUUCCGAAGAACACAAGAAAACAUCGCCGGAAUUAAGUUUCCGCAGCGCAGAACAAUGUCAUCAGGUAGACGAAGGAAAUUUCAAUUGCUGCGAGAUCACUGAAUCGCAAGAAACGAGCCUGGGUGAAAAGAACAGCUUCAAAAUGUGCGCCGUGCCUACAUGGUACGAGAGUUGGGAGCGCGAAGAUACAUUAGCCGUACUUGCUGUUAUCGGAGCUGCAAUCUCCGUCGCCCUCGCCUGUAAAUGCUACAAGUAG